UCGGGAUAAUCAGAGAAUCCUUCCUUCUUCAACGACGACGAUAAUGUCUUUAGCAGAGUCGGCGUCCGUCGUUGAUGGCGCUUUUCAAGACAUACCCAUAAUCGAUCUUUCCUGUGCAACAAGUCCGGACGAGAGUGAGAGGAAAGCACUUGCGCAUCAGAUACGCGAUGCAUGUAUGAAUGUAGGGUUUUUCUAUGUCAAAAACCACGGGAUACCACCGGAAUGCAUAGACAAUGUCCUUAAAGUCAACAAGGAGUACUUCAACCUUCCAACGGAGGAAAAGCUUAAGCUUAACCACAAAACCGUCGCCAACUUCAAAGGAUACACCCCAUUACUUGAUGCCAAUAUCGAACCUGGGAACAGAGGUGACCUGCACGAGGCGUUCCAAAUUGGUUGGGAGGAGCUCGAGGCAAAGGCCUAUGAUGAGAAGCGAGCAAAUGAUGGUGCCAUGGCGGGCGCUAAUGUUUGGCCCGAGCGUCCCGAAGAGUAUAGAGAAAGCAUGUUGAAGUACUACCACGCGGCAGUAGCUGUCGGAAAGAUACUUUUCCCACUUUUCGCACUGUCCUUGGAUUUACCAGAGAGAUAUUUUGACGACAAGACGAAGAACUCAGCUGCAAUUAUGAACACAUUACACUACCCUCCACAGACAGGCCCCGCAGAUGAUCGUAUCGUCGGUAUCGGGGCCCACACAGAUUUUGAGUGUUUCACGAUACUCUGGCAACAACCAGGAAUACAGGCGCUCCAGAUCCUGAACUCCCAGAAGGAGUGGAUCAAAGCCCCACCCAUUGACGGGACGCUGGUUAUCAACCUGGGUGAUCAAUUUGCUAGGUGGACAAAUGAUAUUUUCAAGUCCACGGUCCAUAGGGCUGUCAAUCGGAAUGGCGUAGACCGAUAUUCUAUUCCCCUAUUCUUCGGCACUGAUUACGAUGUUAACGUCGAGCCUAUUGCAAGUUGUGUAUCUGCCGAGCGACCCGCGAGGUAUGGACCCGUAUCAGCUGGGGAAUAUGUCAAUCAGCGCUUGAAGGAAAUGUAUUACUAGACAACCUAGACUUGAAAGUUAUAUCAAUGGUUUCAGUACUAA
Molecule: messenger RNA, 1081 nt
Organism: Suillus clintonianus
Lineage: Eukaryota; Fungi; Basidiomycota; Agaricomycetes; Boletales; Suillaceae
Exons: 11
Coding region: 44-1039 (331 amino acids)
Molecular function (GO): dioxygenase activity
Source: RefSeq, a predicted model, not a curated record